This is a messenger RNA of Plasmopara halstedii, 192 nucleotides long. RefSeq lists its product as uncharacterized. The transcript has 2 exons. Bases 1 to 192 code for a protein of 63 amino acids. Lineage: Eukaryota; Oomycota; Peronosporomycetes; Peronosporales; Peronosporaceae. The record is from RefSeq and is a predicted model, not a curated record.
AUGUUCUCUUUCUCUCUGCUGAGUGGUUUAAAGGAUCAAACCUCUACCCAAGGUCGUUUGACGAAGGCCAAGCGGUGGGGCACUCCUAAAACUCGAUCCACUCUAGGAGAUAUGCGGCUCAUUGUCCAUAUUUCUAUUUGUUACCACAAAUACCAUGGGUUGCAAGAAGCCGCCAAAGUCCUGACAGACUGA